AAGAAAUGAAAUGCCAAAUGUUAAUUCUGCUCCCUCAAGAGUUCAGGAGAUAGAAAUAAUGCCCCUUAACUAUCCGAGAAGAGAGAGGGGUGGGAACCGGUUAUUGCUGUUAGAGUACCAGCUAUCAGGGUAUCAAUCAAUGGACGUUGCCGGAUCAAUCCAAGCAUUAGCUUACAUCAAUUCGAGUAAUUUGUUAAAGGGAAAACGGAUAAAGUGUUUCUUUGCUCUCCAGGAUAAAAAGGUGGCACCGCAGCCGGCUAUAUUUAUCCACUUGUAUUUCUUUCUUUCUGUUUCCCUCUCUUUCUCUCUCUUUCUCUCUCUCACACUCUCUCACACUCUUACUCUCACUCUCACUCUCACAAUCAUUCUGCAGGAUCUGACAUCAGCCAUGCCAUCCACCAGUCUCAAAACCACUCUCGAUUCCAAUAACGAUGACAGCACCACUAACGCUGCUAACACCAACACUAUCAACACAGCCUAUGGACCUUCCACACUUGAUAUAAAUUGUCCUCCUGGACAAGAAGAGCUUGGAAAAUCCAUUAACAGAUCAAUUACACCCAAUCACGAGCCUCGCGUCUUCUUCUUUGACAUCGACAACUGUUUAUAUUCAAAGCAUUGCGGUAUUGCCGAGCUGAUGCGUGCAAAGAUCGAGCAAUAUUUCAGGGAUGUUGGCUUCGAAAGCGACCAUGUCCAAACUAUCUCAUACCGUUAUUACAUUGAUUAUGGCCUUGCUAUUCGGGGGCUUGUUCUACAUCAUCCUGAGAUCGAUAUCAAAGAUUAUGAUGACAAAGUCGAUGGUGCUUUGCCAUUACAAGAUAUCUUGAAAGAGAACAUCCCUUUAAGAAAUAUGAUAAAGUCCCUCAACAUUGAAAAAAAGUGGCUGUUCACUAAUGCAGGAAAGAAUCAUGCUUUGCGGGUGAUCAAGAUUCUGGGCUUAGAAGGAUGCUUUGACGGGCUAACGUACUGUGAUUACCUAAAGCCGGACUUUAACUGCAAACCAGAGCCAGAGGCUUUCUAUAGAGCAAUGAAAGACGCAGGGGUUGUUCAUCCCUCUAAUUGCUACUUGGUAGAUGAUUCUGCGGCUAAUGUGGAUAAAGCACUUGACAUUGGUUGGACCGCGGUCCAUGUGGCAGAUGAUCCUGAAGUUUCCCAGUUUGGUCACUUCCAAAUUGGCGACAUUUUAGAACUACCCAAGGCUCUCCCAGAAUUCUGGUCUAAAGAAGAUGCUGCUGCUGCUCUUUCUGCCGUAAAUGCAGUCGCAUCGGAAAAGGCGCCGGGAACGGGUAAGGCCAGAUUGUCAGCAUGAGCUUUGGGAUCUGGUCGUCUGAUCUUCUGGCUAUAUAUUUUUCAAUCUUCAUAGACAUUUGUAAAGUAAAUUUUAAAUUCAAAGCACAUAUUCAACCGCUUUUUGAAACGCUACCUCUACAGGAGAGAACAUGUAUCUUAAUAAAUGACCAACCACGUUAGUUGUGUGUGCU
Molecule: messenger RNA, 1478 nt
Organism: Lobosporangium transversale
Lineage: Eukaryota; Fungi; Mortierellomycota; Mortierellomycetes; Mortierellales; Mortierellaceae
Product: HAD-like domain-containing protein
Exons: 6
Coding region: 11-1306 (431 amino acids)
Biological process (GO): pyrimidine nucleobase metabolic process; nucleotide catabolic process
Molecular function (GO): nucleotidase activity
Source: RefSeq, a predicted model, not a curated record